This is a messenger RNA of Andrographis paniculata, 2491 nucleotides long. Its product is annotated as protein CASP. The transcript is spliced from 20 exons. Lineage: Eukaryota; Viridiplantae; Streptophyta; Magnoliopsida; Lamiales; Acanthaceae. Gene Ontology annotation, cellular component: Golgi membrane. The record is from RefSeq and is a predicted model, not a curated record. Bases 307 to 2361 code for a protein of 684 amino acids. Gene Ontology annotation, biological process: intra-Golgi vesicle-mediated transport.
GAAGCACCAAUUACACAUCAACCGUGCAAGAACGUACACUCGAAGGAUUUGGGGCUGAUCCGUUUUCGAUCAUCGAUCAAUUUCACCAGAAAUUGGCACCGGCGACAAGGUUAGGUGCGUCGCGUCUCGAAGAGGUUGAAGAGAUUCAUUUAAUGCCUUUCACAUAUCCCAGGUUUGUGAUUCGGAGGAGAUUGCGAAUCAGAAAUUCGAGUUAAUUUUGUUAAUGCUACGUGUGGGGAAUCCUGUAAUUGGAUUGUAUCUCAGUGAUUCACGUUAGAGUUUGAGCAGCAGACAAAGGGAUCGGGAAUGGAAGGGCUGCAAGGAGGUUCGGAGAGAGAGAAAUCCAACUCAUCGUCGUCCUCCGCCCCAGUAUCUGCUGUUACUGCUUACUGGAAAGAAUUUGAUUUGGAGAGAGAAAGGACAAUCCUAGAUGAGCAAGGGCUUAGAAUAGCAGAAAAUCAAGAAAACAGUCAAAAAAACCGACGUAAACUUGCAGAGAGCACUAGAGACUUCAAGAAGUCUCCAAAUGAAGAUAAGUUGAAGCUGUUCAACUCCUUACUCAAGGGCUAUCAAGAAGAGGUUGAUAAUCUCACCAAGAGAGCUAAGUUUGGAGAAAAUGCUUUCCUUAACAUUUACCAGAAGCUUUAUGAAGCACCGGAUCCUUAUCCAGUUCUUUCUUCAAUUGCAGAGAAGGAUACCAAAUUGUCUGAAUUGGAAUCUGAAAAUAGGAAGAUGAAGGUUGAGCUUGAAGAAUUCCGUGCUGAAUCAGCUCAUCUAAAAAACCAACAGGCAACAAUAAGAAGGCUUGAAGAACGCACUCGCCAGCUAGAACAACAGAUGGAGGAGAAAGUGAAAGAAAUAGUUGAGAUUAAACAACGCAAUUUGGCAGAGGAGAAUCAGAAAACAAUGGAGGUUCUAAAAGAAAGAGAGCGAAUGCUGCAAGAUCAAUUACGCCAAGCACAAGAAAGUGUUUCUACCAUGCAAAAACUACAUGAAUUUGCACAGAAUCAGUUGUUUGAACUUCGUGCUCAGUCAGAUGAAGAAAGAGCUUCAAAACAAUCAGAAAUUAGUAUCUUACUGGAUGAAGUUGAACAAGCACAAACUCGGCUUCUAAGUCUGGAGAGGGAGAAGGGUCUUCUGCGGUCUCAGUUACAAACAGUUAACGAAGACAGUGGGCAAAAGAAGAGUGAUGAUUUGGAUGCAAAUGCCAUGCUUGAGAAUUCUCUUAAUGCCAAGGAAAAGAUAAUCUCGGAGUUGAAUAUGGAACUUCACAAUAUUGAGACAACCCUGUCCAAUGAGCGAGAAAAUCAAAUGAAUGAACUAAAGAAGUUGAAGACUCAACUUAAUGAAAAGGAAAAUGAGAUUGAGGAGUUGAAGAAAGAGCUCCAAGCAAAGCCAACCGAAAAGCUUGUUGAUGAUUUGCGUAAGAAAGUUAAGAUUUUGCAGGCUGUUGGCUAUAACUCAAUUGAAGCUGAGGACUGGGAAGUAGCCACAAGUGGGGAAGAAAUGAGCAAGAUGGAGUCAUUACUUCUCGACAAGAACCGUAAACUGGAGCAUGAAGUGACACAAUUUAAGGUCAAAAUUGCUGAAAAGUCAUCUUUACUGGAAGCUGCUGAAUCUAAGAUUGAAGAACUAACAGCACAAGUCAAUGAACAACAAAGACUUAUCCAGAAAUUAGAAGAUGAUAUACUGAAGGGUUAUACUUCCAAUGAGAAGAAAGGUAAUUUUCUCGAUGAUUGGGACUUGUCAGAGUCAGGAGGUGUAAACAAAGUUGAGAAUUCAGAACAAAGGCGUGGUCCUUCUGAUCUAGAUCAAAGCUCUAUGCUUAAGGUGAUUUGCAGUCAACGUGAUCGAUUCCGUGCUCGUUUGCGGGAGACUGAAGAGGAAAUAACAAAACUGAACGAGAAGAUCGGUAUGCUAACUACCGAACUUGAGAAAACUAAAGCAGAUAAUGUCAAGCUCUACGGGAAAAUCCGUUAUGUUCAGGAUUAUAAUUCUGAAAAAGUAAUAUCUCGAGGAACAAAGAAGUACGCUGAAGAUUUAGAAAGUGGAUUUAGCUCUGACGUUGAGUCCAAAUACAAGAAAAUCUAUGAGGAUGAUAUAAACCCAUUCGCAGCAUUUUCAAAGAAGGAAAGAGAUCAACGGUACAAGGAGCUCGGAUUGAGGGACAAAAUAACCCUCAGCAGUGGGCGGUUUCUUCUAGGAAACAAGUAUGCAAGAACAUUUGCAUUUUUCUACACUAUUGGGCUGCACAUUUUGGUCUUCACUUGCCUUUACAGGAUGUCUGCCUUGAGCUACCUCAGCAAUGGUCCUGAGAAAAUGGUUGUUGGAGAGAACGUGAAUCUUCCACACCCUCAGUAAUAUAAGUAUAACAAACACACACACAGAUUAAUAUAACUACAACUCUGCUCUUGUCUUGUCUUGGUGAUAUUGCUUUUUGUUUUUGUAUAAAUAUUUUCCUAAUUUUUAACAUCAUUACAUCUUACAUUCA